Messenger RNA from Myxocyprinus asiaticus (Chinese sucker), 8753 nucleotides. RefSeq names its product chromodomain-helicase-DNA-binding protein 3-like. The transcript is spliced from 41 exons. Gene Ontology annotation, cellular component: NuRD complex; nucleus; chromatin. The record is from RefSeq and is a predicted model, not a curated record. Lineage: Eukaryota; Metazoa; Chordata; Actinopteri; Cypriniformes; Catostomidae. Gene Ontology annotation, biological process: negative regulation of transcription by RNA polymerase II; chromatin remodeling. Gene Ontology annotation, molecular function: chromatin binding; ATP binding; histone binding. The coding region runs from base 92 to 6355 and encodes 2087 amino acids.
UUGUGUGUCGAUUUGAAUAUUAAAUAAAUAUCAUAAUAAGUAGGGAAUACAUUUUUAGAUCUCGCGGAAAGGGGUCGGUGACGGGAAUAUCAUGUCCUCUCUUCUCCGUUCUUGUGAGGAGGAUGAGGGCACGGCGGUUAAUUCCGAGGGAGGAGAUUUUGAUGAAGAAGAAGACGACGGAGACCUGGACGAGAACGCAAGCGACAUAAACUCGCCGGCGGCGCCUAGAGAAACUGCAGCAAGAGCCGCGCCAGAUGAUGGAGACGAAGUCGGCGAGACGUCAGACAGAGAGAGCAUGGGGAAAAAGAAACGAGGCCCAAAGAAAAAGAAAGAGACAAAGAAAAAAGACAAGAACAAGGAGGGGAAGAUGCCCAAAGCGCGCAAGCGCAAAAAAAUGGACAGUGACGUAGAAAGAGACUCAGAUGCAGACUAUGGCGUGAACUCUGACAGUGCUGCCAGUGAUUAUGGAGGGGAGAAGAAAAAGAAGAAAAAACACAAGGACAAAAAAGAGAAGAAAACCAAGAAAAAAAAGAAAGACGAUGAAGACAGCACACACGAGGAGACCACAAAGCCAGUAGAGUUGAAGACGUCAGCACAACUGGCUAAAGACUGGGGUUUAGAGGAUGUUGAUCACACCUUUACAGAGGAGGAUUACCGCACAUUAACCAACUACAAAGCCUUCAGCCAGUUCAUGAGACCCAUGAUUGCUAAGAAGAACCCUAAAAUCCCCAUGUCUAAGAUGAUGACCAUUCUGGGGGCCAAAUGGCGGGAAUUCAGUUCCAAUAAUCCGUUCAAAGGUUCGGCAGCAGCCAUUGCUGCUGCUGCUGCUGCCGCUGCAGCAGCCGUUGCCGAGCAGGUCUCCGCAGCAACAGCCUCCCCUGAACCUCCUCCUCAGCCACCACCACUUCGCAAGGCCAAAACCAAAGAGGGGAAAGGCCCUGGCUACAAGAAACGCAGUAAGAGUCCUCGUGUCUCAGACAAGAAGAAGCCGAAACCCAAGAAAAUGGCCCCACUUCGCAUCAAACUGGGAGCACUGGGCAACAAGAGAAAGAAGAGCAGCUCGAGUGACGAGGUAGAAGAAGACGAUUCCGAGCAGGAGAAUUCGAGCGUUCACAGUUCCUCAGUGCGUUCUGACAGCUCAGGACGUGUCAAGAAGAACAAGAGGGGUCGCCCGGCAAAAAAAAAGAAAAAGGUGCUGGCCGACGAGGACGGUGAUGGCUAUGAAACAGACCAUCAGGACUACUGUGAGGUGUGUCAGCAGGGUGGGGAGAUCAUUCUGUGUGAUACAUGUCCUCGAGCGUACCACCUGGUGUGCCUGGAGCCUGAGCUGGAGAAAGCCCCUGAGGGCAAGUGGAGCUGCCCUCACUGUGAGAAGGAAGGGAUCCAAUGGGAAGCGAAGGAAGAAGACUUUGAGGACUUUGAAGAGGAGUGUGAUGAUGUCCGGGAUGUGGAGGUGGGGCUGUGUGGAGAGGAAGAGGAGGAUGAUCACCUGGAGUUUUGUCGCGUGUGUAAAGAUGGAGGAGAGCUGCUGUGCUGCGACUCCUGCCCGUCGUCCUAUCACAUUCACUGCCUAAACCCCCCACUGCCCGAGAUCCCCAACGGAGAGUGGCUGUGUCCACGCUGCACUUGUCCACCAAUCAAAGGGCGAGUGCAGAAGAUUCUGCACUGGCAAUGGGGUGAACCCCCACCACCUGUACCUGUCCCUCCACCCCCAGAUGCGCCCCCUGAUGCCCCACCCCUUCCACCCAUGAAGGGCCGUCCAGAGAGAGAGUUCUUUGUGAAGCUGGCGGGACAGUCCUACUGGCACUGUACCUGGAUUACAGAACUACAGCUGGAGAUCUUCCACUCUGUGAUGUUCCGGAACUAUCAGAGGAAAACAGACAUGGAUGAGCCGCCCAGUCUUGACUACGGCUCUGGAGGAGAGGAUGAUACAGGAAAGAGUGAGAAGCGGAGGGCCAAAGACCCUCAAUAUGCCAUCCUGGAGGAGAAGUACUAUCGCUAUGGCAUCAAGCCAGAGUGGAUGAUGUUGCACAGGAUAAUCAACCACAGCGUGGAUAAAAAGGGGAACUACCACUACCUGGUUAAAUGGAGAGAUCUGACCUAUGACCAGUGUACUUGGGAGAGAGACGAUCUGGACAUCCCUGAGUUUGCAGUGCACAAAGCUGCCUACUGGAGACACAGGGAGGAAGUGAUGAAGGAAGACCCAGAGAAGCCGAGGAAGAUGAGGAAGAGAGAGGAGAAUGAUGAAGCUCCAGGCACCCCUGUUAAUGAUCCUACAAUCAAAUAUGAGGAGCAGCCGGACUUUGUGACAGAGACUGGAGGGACGCUGCACCUCUACCAGCUCGAAGGGUUGAACUGGCUGCGGUUCUCCUGGGCUCAGGGCACUGACACCAUCCUGGCUGAUGAAAUGGGCUUGGGCAAGACCAUCCAGACUAUCGUCUUUCUCUACUCACUGUUUAAAGAGGAAAAUCAAAAUGUCCACAUUAUCAGAGGAGAGGGCAGAUCUGGUCACACUAAAGGGCCGUUCCUGGUAAGUGCACCGCUCUCCACAAUCAUUAACUGGGAAAGAGAGUUUGAGAUGUGGGCCCCCAACUUCUACGUGGUCACUUACACCGGAGACAAGGACAGCCGUGCCAUCAUCCGUGAGAAUGAGUUCUCCUUUGAAGACACAGCGGUGAAGGGAGGAAAGAAGGCCUUCAAAUUACGGAGAGAAGCUCCCACUAAAUUCCACGUGUUGCUGACAUCCUAUGAGCUGGUGACCAUAGACCAGAACGUUCUCAAGUUCAUCGACUGGGCCUGUCUGGUGGUGGAUGAAGCCCACCGCCUCAAAAACAACCAGUCCAAGUUUUUCAGGAGACUGAAUGAUUACAAGAUUGACCAUAAGCUGCUGCUAACAGGAACUCCACUGCAGAACAACCUGGAGGAACUUUUCCAUCUGCUCAACUUCCUGACACCCAACCGCUUCAAUAAUCUAGAGGGUUUUUUAGAGGAGUUUGCAGACAUCUCCAAAGAGGACCAGAUCAAGAAGCUGCACGACUUGCUUGGGCCGCACAUGCUCCGGAGACUGAAAGCUGACGUGUUUAAGAACAUGCCGGCCAAAACUGAGCUGAUCGUGCGAGUGGAGCUAAGCCCCAUGCAAAAAAAAUACUACAAGUUCAUUCUCACUCGUAAUUUUGAGGCGCUGAACUCAAAGGGAGGAGGAAACCAGGUGUCUUUGCUCAACAUAAUGAUGGACCUGAAAAAGUGCUGCAACCACCCCUACCUCUUCCCUGUUGCUUCUGCUGAAGCUCCAAAAACACUGAGUGGAGCUUAUGAAGGUGUAGGUCUCACGAAGGCCUCUGGGAAACUCAUGCUGCUGCAGAAAAUGCUCAGAAAGUUGAAAGAACAAGGCCACAGAGUGCUGGUGUUCUCUCAGAUGACCAAGAUGCUGGAUUUGCUGGAGGAUUUCCUGGAUAAUGAGGGUUAUAAAUAUGAGCGAAUUGAUGGAGGCAUCACUGGAGCUCUCAGACAGGAAGCUAUUGACAGAUUCAAUGCUCCUGGAGCGUGUCAGUUUUGUUUUCUUCUCUCUACACGAGCGGGUGGUCUGGGCAUCAACUUGGCCACUGCAGACACAGUCAUCAUCUUUGACUCUGACUGGAAUCCUCACAAUGACAUUCAGGCCUUUAGCCGAGCUCACCGCAUUGGUCAGGCCAACAAGGUGAUGAUCUAUCGUUUUGUGACUCGGGCCUCUGUUGAGGAACGAAUCACCCAGGUGGCCAAGAGGAAGAUGAUGCUCACACAUCUGGUGGUGCGACCUGGUCUGGGCUCAAAAGCUGGAUCCAUGUCCAAACAAGAGCUGGACGACAUCCUCAAGUUUGGCACUGAGGAGCUUUUCAAGGAUGAGAUUGAAGCAGGGGACAAUAAGGACGAAGACAGCAGUGUAAUUCACUAUGACAACGCCGCCAUCGAGCGUCUGCUUGACCGCAGCCAGGAUGCCACGGAUGACUCCGACAUGCAGAACAUGAACGAGUAUCUCAGCUCCUUCAAGGUGGCGCAGUACACCGUCAGAGAGGACGACAAGAUCGAGGAGAUCGAGAGAGAGAUCAUUAAGCAGGAAGAGAACGUGGAUCCUGAUUACUGGGAGAAACUCUUGAGGCAUCACUAUGAGCAGCAGCAGGAAGAUCUGGCCCGCAAUCUCGGCAAAGGAAAGAGAGUCCGCAAACAAGUCAACUACAAUGACGCAGCCCAAGAGGACCAAGAGUGGCAUGCUGACAUUUCAGAUAACCAAUCAGAAUACUCCGUGGGCUCAGAGGAGGAAGACGAGGACUUUGAUGAGAGACCUGAGGGUCGCAGACAGUCACGCAGGCAGCUUAGAAACGAUAAGGAUAAGCCACUGCCCCCCCUAUUGGCCAGAGUGGGCGGCAACAUUGAGGUAUUGGGCUUUAAUACGCGCCAGAGGAAGGCCUUCUUGAAUGCUGUGAUGAGGUGGGGGAUGCCCGCUCAGGAUGCCUUCUCGUGCCAGUGGCUGGUGCGAGACCUCCGCGGCAAGAGCGAGAAAGAGUUCAAGGCUUACGUGUCGCUCUUUAUGAGGCAUCUCUGUGAGCCGGUGGCUGACGGUUCAGAGAUGUUUGCUGAUGGUGUUCCGCGGGAGGGGCUCUGCAGGCAGCCGGUCCUCACGCGUAUAGGGGUCAUGUCUCUGGUCAAGAAGAAGGUGCAAGAGUUUGAGCACAUUAACGGGAAAUGGAGCAUGCCUGAACUGAAGCCAGAGAUUACUGUGGACUCCAAGAAAUCUUCAAGAGCCUCUUCACCUGCCAUUAAGACUGACACUCCCACACCUGAACCCAGCUGCAACAACACACCCUGCACCUCCAAACCAGCCACUCCCUCUCCACCUGACAAGAUAGAAAAGAGCGAGAAAGAGGGUGAGAAACACGAGUGUGAGCCCCAGACAGAGUCUGAAAAAGAGAGAGAGGAGGAAGCAAAAGAAGGAAAGGAGGGGGAGAGUGCCGAAAGCACAGAGCAUGGAGAGACCUCCACCACAGUGAAAGACGGCGAGAAGGAUUUCUCAACCAAUGAAAAAUCUCAGACAUCCGAAGGUCCCACAACUGCUACUGAUGGCUCUAAAAUGAAAGAAAACCCUGACAUUCCUCCAUGCUCUCCCAAAGAAAAGAGUGAGAAAGAGAAACGAGUGGAGGAGAGCUCUGAGAAAGUGGCCUCCCCAGAGAAAAUGAAGGAAGAUUCCACGUCUGAUUGCCCAUCCGUUAAGGACGAGUGCAAAGAUGGUGUGAAAGGGGAGAAGGGAGAGAAAAGAGAGAAGGCAGGUGAAGAGAAAAAGAAGAGUGAGGUGACGGCUCCCACAGACGCAACAGAAAAGAAAGAGAAAACAGAUGGUCAAUCUUCUGAUGUAAAAAAAGAGGAGGUGAAGGGUGAAAAAGAUGCUGGGAAAGAGGUCAGAGGGCUGAGGGAGGAAGUACCCAAAGGCAACGGCAACCCCACAGAGCGUCCACGAUUCAUGUUCAACAUCGCAGAUGGUGGCUUCACAGAGUUGCACACUCUUUGGCAGAAUGAGGAGCGGGCAGCCAUUUCAUCAGGCAAGAUCAAUGAGAUCUGGCACCGGCGACAUGACUUCUGGCUGUUGGCAGGCAUUGUGUGUCAUGGCUAUGCACGGUGGCAAGACAUUCAGAACGACCCGCAGUUUGCCAUCAUCAACGAACCAUUCAAAACUCAAGCCAACAAGGGAAACUUCUUAGAGAUGAAGAACAAGUUCCUCGCCAGACGGUUUAAGUUGCUGGAGCAGGCCCUGGUGAUAGAGGAGCAGUUGCGUCGGGCUGCGUACCUCAACAUGACCCAGGACCCCACUCACCCGGCCAUGGCCCUGAACGCUCGUUUCACUGAGGUGGAAUGUCUGGCUGAGUCCCACCAGCACCUCAGCAAGGAAUCACUUGCGGGAAACAAACCUGCCAAUGCCGUCUUGCAUAAGGUUCUUAACCAACUGGAGGAGCUUUUGAGUGACAUGAAGGCGGAUGUAACUCGACUCCCAGCCACACUCUCUAGAGUCCCACCAAUCACAGCCCGUCUGCAGAUGUCAGAGAGAAGCAUCCUCAGCAGACUGGCCAACAAAGGCAACGAGACACUCACGUCACCGCCCAUUCCUCCGGGCCCCUAUGCCACGCCACAGAUCUUUGGUUCCCCUUUCACACCUGCACCUUCAGCGGCUCUCACUCUGGCAGGGGCCAACUACAGCCAGAUGCCCCCUGGCUCCUUCAUAUCAGUGUUGAACGGACCCCCCAUGUCAGUAAAGAAAGAGAGAGAUAUGGAGCUUCUGAUGGCACGAAGGGAACAGCGCAGUGGGGAGGUGAUCUGCAUCGACGACUGAAUUCAGCCCCUCUCAACACACACAUACAGAGAAACAGACACACAUACACAUGCUGACUCAAAGGACAUCUGCAUGCAAAUGUAAACAACUAUUCCUUCAGAACACGCAUACGGUAGAUGCAGACGUGCACCUGCAAACCUACAGUUUGAUGAAUGAACUCAGACUAUCCUCAGUAUCACGGCAGCACUUUCAUGGCACCUCGUGUUACAGCUACUUGUUAUUCAGCAGAGCAGGUGGUUUCCACACACACACACACAGAUACUGUAUUUCUCUUCCUCUCAUACUAUCUAUCCCAAAUAAGCCUCGCAAUUCAGGCAUCUCUGAGCAGUUCAGUCACACUCACACGUUCAUCCAAAACCCCGUAAUCUCGCUAGCGCCUCUUGACACAGACAUGAAGCUGCAUGUAUUUGGAAAAGCAUUCGAUGAGCUUUACUUCACCCGCAGUGAUUCGUUUUCUGACAGCAUGCACUUCACAGUCCAUGGUUUAGUCAAGCAAAACGCCCAAGCAUUAGCUGUGCCUACUUACUAGUGCAGUCUUUCAAGAGAACCCUCAGCACAAGCUAGCGUGACCGUUUUGGAGCCGCCAUGUACCGUAAACAUGCUUCAAACUGUUGAGCUCUUUUAGCUGCAAGGAGACUUGCUUAUUGGGCUUGGUAAUGAUUUGGGUUGGGAGAGUCACCAGUUUUCCCCUUUUUCUCCCAAUUUGGAAUGCCCAAUUCCCAAUGCACUCUAAAUCCUCGUGGUCGCAUAGUGAUUCACCUCAGUCCGGGUGGCAGAGGACGAAUCCCAGUUACCUCCGCAUCUGAGACCAUCAACCCACGCAUCUUAUCACGUGGCUUGUUGAGCAUGUUGCCAUGGAGACAUAGCACGUGUGGAGGCUUCACACCAUCCACCGCGGCAACCACGCUCAAUUCACCAAGAACAAACCACAUUAUAGCGACCACGAGGAGAUUACCCCAUGUGACUCUACCCUCCCUAGCAACCGGGCCAAUUUGGUUGCUUAGGAGACCUGGCUGGAGUCACUCAGCACGCCCUGGGAUUCGAACUAGCGAACUAGCGAACUCCAGGGGUGGUAGCCAGCGUAUUUUACCACUGAGCUACCCAGGCCCCCUGGUAGAGUCACCUUAAUAAACACCUAAAGUAAAGUAAAGUUUCAAACCUACCAUGACAGUAAGGAAGUAAUGUAUUAUGUUCAAUUACAAACAGUAUUGACUGCAAUAUUGUCUUUGGAUGAAAAGACAUGUUUGUUAUGAAGUUCGAGCCUUAGAAUGGGAUAUCAAGUAUUGACCCUUAAUGUUGUAUUACGGUGAGGUGAAAAGGGCUCAACAGCAUUGUUGAAAAUGCUGAAAAUUGAAAAUGUAACAUUGGCAAGACAUCUUCGUACCUCCCUCAAUGUUAAUGAUUGUUACUUGGUCCUGCACUUUCCAAACUCCUCCUCCUUUUUCUAUCUCUCUGAUCACCCAUCACUUCACCCUCUUUCAUUCAGACGAAUUGCUAACUUUUCCAUGUCUCAACUGCACUCCUUAUUUUUUUUUCAGAUUUCUCCUUUUUAUGAGCUCUUUAAUAUUGUUUUCUGUAUUUAAGAUCAGUUUCAUUGUGUUCUCCUGAUUUUAAUCCUUGUUAUUACAACUAUGAUUAUUGUUAAUGCUCUUAAUGUUGUCCUUGAUGUUACGAUUGCAAAGCUUCUACCAAAUGAAAAUAAUAAUUUAAAAAACAGUCGAAACAUUGAUACAUUGUAUGUUUGGUCCGUGACAUUUCUCUAUAGCGGACCUCUUGUAAUAAUAUUCAACGAAGAGGUUGGACGAACUUCGGAAUGAUCGACAUCAUUACUAUCUAAUAAACACUGCUGACUAUCUAGAUUUGAUGCAGUGGAUCACAUGUGGAACCGUAAAAUUGAAAACAUAUGAAUGCAUAUAUUCAAAUCAGCAAAUGAAAUUCCUUCUGCAUUUCCUUAAUGUUUCUUUGCAACCUUUGGCUCCUACAAAUACACAGCCUUGUACUGUGAUGGCCUUAAAUGGUAAUACAACUGUAUAGAGUUAACCUGCAGAUGUGAACUCUGUAUAGGGCUGCAGUUGUACUAAACUUAGCAAGGUCUCAAUUGAAACAGAACAUGAGUUGCAGUGUUAACUUAUUUGCUCCGGUCUCCAGCAUAGUUCCUCCUUUGUUGAAACUGAAAUAUUGCAGAUUUUAUUGCUUGGUAUUAUUUGGGAGAGUUGUGUCAAAUCAAACAAUUUCUUUCUAUUUUUCCUUUCUGUCUUUCUGUUGUGUCACUGUUGUUGUGAUUCCAGACAGUCAGUGACAAUGUUGUGAUUGACAUUCGGCACACCGAACGGAACAUGUUAAUAAUGCCUCUUUCUCUCUUUUGUUUUAUUUGUAAUAAAAUAAAAAUUCACAUGAA